GAGGGGAGAGGGAGGGAGAUAGGGAGGGCGGCGGCGCCGCCGCUGCUGCUGAGGAGAAACUCCGGAGGGGAAGCUGCACCCGCCAGCCUCCGCCCCUGUAGCGGGAAGGGGGGAAGCGAGCAGCCAGGCCUCCCGUCCCCGCCCCGGAGGCACACGGUCCUGGCCAGAGCUCGGCGCGCCCGCCGGUGGGAGGGAACGGCGGCCGGCGCUGCGCCCGGGGCAGAGGGCGAGCGGGCAGCCGAGGCCCCGAGGCGCCGCCUGAGGAGGGGGGUGUUCCUGCACCCCCGGCCCCGGCCUGGGUGGAUGAGCAGCCUCCCGGGUGGUGACGGCGGCUUUUGCGGCCUCUCCAUGGCUGGGCCCCGGCGGUGAAGGCAGCGGGAGCCGCCUGUGUCCGCCGCGCAGGCAGCGCAGCCACCAGGGGGCGGGCGGGGAGGGGGAUGAGCGCUGCAGCCGCCUCUGCGGGAGCUGCUGCCGCUGCCUGCGCCGGGGCCGAGGGCGGCUUCUUCUUCUUUUCCAGCGGCUCCGUUCCGGCAGGGCCCAUGGGGCCCGAAGAGGGCUCAGCCGGCGGGCUGGGAGCUCUGCCCGGCGCCCUGGCGCCGCCGUCGUUGGGCUGCCGGAGCCGCUACCAGCUGCUACUCUCCGGGAAGGCCCUGGCCGAUAGAUACCGGAAGAUUUACACGGCGGCGCUGAGCGACCGGGAGCUGGGGAGCCACCCGGGCAGAAGUAAGAAACUUUUUAGCAAGAAAAAAUUGAAAAGGAAACAGAAGACUAAAUUGAAAGUAAAAACGCGCAACAAGACUGAAAACCUAGAGAGUACAAUAACCAUACCGGAUAUCAGAUUACAUAGCAACCCCUCAGCUUUUAAUGUUUACUGCAAUGUCCGCCAUUGUGUGUUGGAGUGGCAAAAAAAGGAAGCAUCUAUAUCUUUGGCUUCGAAGAAUAGUGUACAGAGUGGGGAUUCGGACAGUGAUGAAGAGGAGGAAUCCAAAGAGCCACCUAUUAAACUUCCAAAGAUCAUUGAAGUUGGAUUAUGUGAAGUCUUUGAACUGAUAAAGGAGACAAGAUUUUCCCAUCCAUCCUUGUGUCUCAGGAGCCUACAAGCCCUACUUAAUGUGCUCCAGGGCCAGCAACCAGAAGGUCUGCAAUCAGAGCCCCCUGAAGUCCUAGAAUCCCUGUUCCAGCUUCUUCUGGAGAUAACUGUCCGUAGCACGGGAAUGAAUGACAGUACUGGGCAGUCCUUGACAGCACUUUCCUGCGCUUGCCUCUUCAGUUUGGUAGCUGCAUGGGGAGAGACGGGAAGAACGUUGCAAGCAAUCUCUGCUAUCCUCACCAAUAAUGGCAGCCAUGCUUGUCAGACUAUUCAGGUGCCUACCAUUUUAAACUCUCUUCAGCGGAGCGUACAGGCAGUUCUGGUGGGCAAAAUCCAAAUCCAGGACUGGUUCAGUAACGGGAUAAAGAAGGCAGCCUUGAUGCACAAAUGGCCAUUGAAAGAAAUAUCUGUAGAUGAGGAUGACCAGUGCCUACUUCAGAGUGAUGGUUUUUUUCUCUAUCUCUUAUGUAAAGAUGGACUUUACAAAAUCGGCUCUGGAUAUAGUGGGACAGUGAGGGGCCAUAUAUACAAUUCUACAUCCCGCAUCAAAAGCAGAAAGGAAAAAAAGUCUUGGUUAGGCUAUGCUCAGGGUUAUUUAUUAUAUAGAGAUGUGAAUAAUCACAGUAUGACAGCUGUAAGAAUAAACCCUGAAACUCUGGAACAAGACGGUACAGUUGCUUUGCCAGAUUGUCAUACUGAAGGGCAGAAUAUCCUUUUCACUGAUGGAGAAUAUAUUAAUCAAAUAGCAGCAUCUAGAGAUGAUGGCUUUGUAGUGCGAAUAUUUGCAACAAGUACUGAGCCAGUACUACAACAAGAACUGCAGCUUAAGCUUGCAAGAAAAUGCUUACAUGCCUGUGGCAUCUCACUGUUUGAUCUGGAGAAAGACUUGCACAUUAUCAGUACAGGGUUUGAUGAGGAAUCAGCUGUCCUUGGUGCUGGAAGAGAGUUUGCACUAAUGAAAACUGCUAGUGGAAAGAUUUAUUAUACUGGCAAAUAUCAGAGCCUUGGAAUCAAACAAGGUGGUCCUUCAGCAGGAAAAUGGGUUGAGCUCCCAAUCACAAAAUCUCCAAAGAUUAUUCAGUUCUCUGUUGGACACGAUGGCUCACAUGCCUUACUUGUUGCUGAGGAUGGAAGCAUAUUCUUCACAGGCUCUGCUAGUAAAGGAGAGGAUGGUGAAUCAACAAAAAGCAGGCGACAGUCAAAACCAUAUAAGCCUAAAAAAAUUAUUAAAAUGGAAGGAAAGAUUGUUGUAUCUACAGCGUGCAAUAAUGGAAGCAGUUCUGUAAUUUCAAAAGAUGGAGAACUCUACAUGUUUGGAAAAGAUGCCAUUUACUCUGAUAGUACAAGUUUAGUAACAGACUUGAAAGGCCAUUUUGUGACUCAAGUAGCCAUGGGCAAAGCUCACACUUGUGUGUUAAUGAAGAAUGGAGAAGUUUGGACAUUUGGCGUAAACAAUAAAGGACAGUGUGGACGAGACACAGGCUCCAUGAGCCAGGGAGGAAAAGGUUUUGGAGUUGAGAACAUGGCAACAGCAAUGGAUGAAGACCUAGAAGAGGAGCUGGAUGACAAAGAUGAGAAGUCCAUGAUGUGUCCUCCAGGCAUGCAUAAAUGGAAGCUGGAGCAGUGUAUGGUAUGCACUGUAUGUGGAGAUUGCACAGGGUAUGGAGCUAGCUGUGUUAGCAGUGGGCGUCCUGACAGAGUACCUGGAGGAAUCUGUGGCUGUGGCUCAGGAGAGUCCGGCUGUGCUGUAUGCGGCUGCUGCAAGGCGUGUGCUAGAGAGCUGGAUGGCCAGGAAGCAAGGCAAAGAGGAAUCCUUGAUGCUGUAAAAGAGAUGAUACCUUUAGAUCUCUUGCUGGCUGUCCCUGUUCCUGGGGUUAAUAUUGAAGAGCACCUUCAGUUACGGCAAGAGGAAAAGCGGCAACGUGUAAAUAGGAGACAUAGAUUGGAAGAGGGAAGAGGCCCCCUUGUAUUUCCUGGUCCUAUUUUUAUGAACCAUCGAGAACAGGCUCUAGCCAGAAUCAGACCCCAUCCAGCACAGCUAAAGCAUAAACGGGACAAGCACAAAGCUUUGAAUGGGGACAAUACAAAUCAAAGUACAGGCUUUAUGCUGCAAUAUUCUUCAGUUAAACGUUCUUUUGCAGAAUUACCAGCCCAUGGUGACCCUGAAUUUACAGCACCACGGUCAGCUGCCCCCAGUGACAUCUUGCCAGACCGGACAGCCAGUUGUUGCCUGGAUAAGUACCACGGACAGCGAUUGUUCGAACAGUUAAUGCAGGACGAGUUUGCAAAGACCAGGGGAUGUCCCACUUUGGUGCAGGCAUUACCGGGUCCUAGUACACAGGUUACUGCUGGGAGCAACCACACAGCUAUUCUCUUAAUGGAUGGCCAGGUUUUCACAUUUGGAAGUUUCUCAAAAGGUCAGCUUGGUAGACCAAUUCUGGAUAUGCCCUACUGGAAUGCAAAACCAGCACCUAUGCCUAAUAUAGGCUCUAAAUAUGGACGCAAAGCAACAUGGAUUGGAGCGAGUGGAGACCAGACUUUUCUCCGGAUCGACGAAGCUCUCAUUAAUUCUCAUGUGCUUGCUACAUCAGAGAUAUUUGCAAGCAGGCAUAUAAUAGGUUUGGUACCAGCUUCAAUAUCAGAACCUCCUCCUUUUAAGUGUCUUCUGAUAAACAAAGUAGAUGGCAGUUGCAAAACAUUCAAUGAUUCUGAGCAGGAAGACCUUCAAGGUUCUGGUGUGUGUCUGGAUCCUGUCUAUGAUGUUAUUUGGAGGUUUCGACCAAAUGCUAGGGAACUGUGGAGUUACAAUGCAGUAGUUGCCGAUUCCAGACUUCCCUCAGCUCCAGACAUGCAAUCCCGGUGUAGUAUUUUGAGUCCAGAACUUGCUCUACCAACAGGUUCCAAAGCUCUAACCACCAGAUCUCAUGCAGCUUUGCACAUUCUAGGUUGUCUUGAUACUUUGGCUGCUAUGCAGGACUUAAAAAUGGGCGUAGCAAAUACAGAAGAGGAAACUCAAGCAGUAAUGAAAGUUUAUUCUAAAGAAGACUAUAGCGUUGUUAACAGAUUUGAAAGUCAUGGAGGUGGCUGGGGUUAUUCAGCUCACUCGGUAGAAGCUAUCCGUUUCUGUGCUGAUACGGAUAUUUUGUUAGGUGGUCUUGGCCUUUUUGGAGGAAGGGGUGAAUACACUGCUAAAAUAAAGCUGUUUGAAUUGGGUCCAGAUGGGGGAGACCAUGAGACUGAUGGAGACCUUCUUGCUGAAACAGAUGUCUUAGCGUAUGAUUGUGCUGCUAGAGAGAAGUAUGCAAUGAUGUUUGAUGAGCCAGUACUCCUACAAGCUGGCUGGUGGUAUGUAGCCUGGGCAAGAGUGUCAGGACCUAGCAGUGAUUGUGGAUCUCACGGACAGGCCUCUAUUACUACAGAUGAUGGUGUUGUAUUUCAGUUUAAAAGUUCCAAGAAAUCAAAUAAUGGUACAGAUGUUAAUGCAGGACAGAUCCCGCAGUUACUAUACAGGCUGCCAACAAGUGAUGGCAGUGCGUCCAAAGGAAAGCAGCAAACCAGUGAACCUGUGCAUAUUUUAAAGAGAUCUUUUGCCAGAACUGUCUCUGUGGAGUGCUUUGAAUCUUUAUUGAGCAUUCUUCACUGGAGCUGGACAACACUGGUGCUGGGAGUUGAAGAACUUCGUGGACUUAAAGGAUUCCAAUACACUGCUACUCUUCUGGAUUUAGAAAGGCUGCGUUUUGUGGGCACUUGCUGCCUGAGGUUGCUGAGGGUCUACACCUGUGAAAUAUAUCCAAUAUCAGCUACAGCAAAGGCAGUUGUAGAAGAAACAAGCAAACUAGCAGAUUGCAUUGGAAAAACUAGGACCUUGCUGAGAAAAAUUUUAUCUGAAGGAGUUGAUCAUUGCAUGGUGAAGUUGGACAACGAUCCACAAGGAUAUCUCAGUCAGCCCCUUAGUCUUUUAGAAGCUGUUCUUCAGGAAUGCCAUAAUACAUUCACAGCUUGCUUUCAUUCAUUUUAUCCAACACCGGCUCUCCAGUGGGCGUGUCUUUGUGACUUGCUGAAUUGUUUGGAUCAGGACAUCCAGGAAGCAAACUUCAAAACCUCCAGUAGCCGGCUUCUUGCUGCUGUUAUGUCUGCUCUCUGCCAUACUUCAGUAAAACUGACCUCUAUCUUUCCGAUUGCUUAUGAUGGAGAGGCAUUGCUGCGAUCAAUGGUCAAACAAGUCAGCACUGAGAAUGACUCUGCUCUGGCCCAUCGUUUCCCUCUUUUGGUUGCACACAUGGAAAAACUUAGUCAGAGUGAAGAAAAUGUUUCAGGGAUGACAAGCUUCCGGGAAGUGCUGGAAAAGAUGUUGGUCAUUGUUGUUUUACCAGUACGGAACAGCCUUAGAAGAGAAAAUGAACUUUUCUCUUCACAUCUGGUUUCCAAUACUUGUGGGUUGCUUGCUAGUAUUGUGAGUGAGCUCACAGCAUCGGCAUUAGGAUCGGAGGUUGAUGGGCUGAACUCUCUCCAUUCUGUCAAAUCCACUCCAAACCGAUUCACUAAAACAAGUCAGGGAAGAAGCUGGAAUACUGGGAACGGAUCCCCUGAUGCAAUAUGUUUCUCCGUUGACAAACCUGGUGUAAUUGUAGUAGGAUUUUCUGUUUAUGGUGGAGGAGGAAUUCAUGAGUAUGAGCUGGAGGUAUUAGUUGAUGAUAGUGACCAUACUGGAGAUUCGACUCAUUCUCAUAGAUGGACGUCUUUAGAGUUGGUUAAAGGAACUUACACCACCGAUGAUUCUCCCAGUGACAUAGCUGAAAUCAGACUUGACAAAGUUGUGCCACUGAAGGAAAAUGUGAAAUACGCAGUUCGUUUGAGGAAUUAUGGAAGCCGGACUGCCAAUGGAGAUGGAGGAAUGACCACAGUUCAGUGUCCAGAUGGUGUAACAUUUACUUUUAGUACAUGUAGUCUGAGCAGUAAUGGUACAAACCAAACACGAGGACAAAUUCCACAGAUUCUUUAUUACAGGAGUGAGUACGAUGGCGAUCUGCAAUCACAGCUUUUGAACAAAGCUAAUGAAGAAGAUAAAAAUUGUAGCAGGGCUCUUUCUGUCGUGAGUGCUGUUGUACGAGCAGCCAAAGACCUGUUGCACAGGGCUCUUGCUGUAGAUGCUGAAGACAUUCCAGAACUACUCAGCUCUUCCAGUCUGUUUUCAAUGCUGCUUCCCCUCAUAAUAGCCUACAUAGGACCAGUAGCAGCAGCUAUUCCCAAGGUUGCUGUUGAGGUCUUUGGCCUAGUACAACAGUUACUUCCUUCUGUGGCAGUUCUGAAUCAGAAAUAUGCCCCUCCAGCUUUUAACCCAAAUCAGUCUACAGACAGCACUACCGGGAACCAACCGGAGCAAGGGCUUUCAGCUUGUACUACCUCCAAUCACUAUGCUGUUGUAGAAAGUGAGCAUCCCUAUAAACCUGCCUGUGUUACGCACUAUAAGGUGACUUUUCCUGAAUGUGUCAGGUGGAUAACAAUAGAGUUUGACACUCAGUGUGGCACUGCUCAAUCAGAGGAUGUUCUUCGUUUACUAAUUCCUGUAAGAAUUGCACAGAGCCUGGGAUUUGGACCAAAGCAUGCUUCUGUUCAUGAAAACCUUAAUUCAUGGAUAGAACUGAAAAAAUUCUCUGGAUCUUCAGGGUGGCCUACCAUGGUAUUAGUAUUGCCAGGAAAUGAAGCUCUUUUAUCUCUGGAGACUGCGUCAGACUAUGUGAAGGAUGAAAAGGCUUGUUUUUAUGGUUUCAAAUGUUAUGCAAUUGGAUAUGAAUUUAGCCCAGGAUCUGAUGAGGGUAUUAUUCAGCUGGAGAAAGAAUUGGCCAAUUUAGGAGGAUCAUGUGCAGCAGCUUUGAUGAAGAAAGAUCUAGCGCUUCCUAUUGGUAAUGAAUUUGAAGAAGAUCUUGAGAUUCUUGAGGAGGCUGCUUUGCAGGUGUGCAAAUCUCACUCCGGCAUUCUUGGGAAAGGCUUGGCACUGUCUCACUCACCAACCAUUUUGGAAGCUCUUGAAGGAAAUCUUCCACUGCAGGUACAAAGCAAUGAGCAGUCGUUUCUGGAGGAUUUCAUUGCUUGUGUGCCAGGAUCAAGUGGUGGACGACUUGCAAGGUGGCUUCAGCCAGAUUCAUAUGCUGAUCCUCAAAAAACAUCACUGAUUUUGAAUAAGGAUGACAUUCGAUGUGGUUGGCCAACUGUUAUUACAGUACAAACAAAAGACCAGUAUGGGGAUAUUGUUCAUGUUCCUAAUAUGAAGGUAGAAGUUAAAGCUAUUCCUGUUUCUCAGAAAAAAACGUCUUUGCAACAAGAACAGGUUAAAAAGGUGCAAAGGAUACCAGGGAGUCCUGCAACAGCUGCUUCCCCUAGUAGUGAUAUGACCUUUGGAGGACUUCCUUCACCAAAGCUUGAUUCUUCUUAUGAGCCAAUGAUAGUAAAAGAAGCUCGAUAUAUUGCUAUUACAAUGAUGAAGGCAUAUGAAAAUUAUUCUUUUGAAGAACUACGCUUUGCUUCACCAACACCAAAGAGACCCAGUGAAAACAUGUUGAUCAGAGUUAAUAAUGACGGUACAUACUGUGCAAACUGGACUCCUGGAGCUGUUGGUCUCUAUACCAUCCACGUUACUAUAGAUGGCAUUGAAAUAGAUGCUGGACUAGAAGUGAAAGUAAAAGAUCCUCCGAAGGGAAUGAUACCUCCUGGAACACAACUUAUUAAACCAAAAGCAGAGCCUCAGCCAAACAAGGUUCGCAAAUUUGUGGCCAAGGACAGUGCAGGGCUUCGUAUCCGUAGCCACCCUUCCCUUCAGAGUGAGCAAAUAGGCAUAGUGAAAGUCAAUGGAUCCAUCACUUUCAUUGACGAGAUCCACAAUGAUGAUGGUGUUUGGCUGAGGCUGAAUGAUGAGACAAUAAAGAAGUAUGUUCCUAACAUGAAUGGUUACACUGAAGCCUGGUGUCUCUCUUUUAACCAACAUCUUGGCAAGAGCCUUCUGGUACCUGUUGACGAAUCUAGGUCUAAUACUGAUGAUUUUUUCAAAGACCUAAAUUCACACUGCCCACAGGAAGCAGUGAUGCAAGAACAAGAUAUGCCAUUCCUUCGAGGUGGACCUGGAGUGUACAAGGUAGUGAAGACUGGCCCAUCAGGUCACAACAUCAGAAGCUGCCCUAACCUUAGAGGUAUCCCAAUUGGAAUGUUAGUUCUGGGAAACAAAGUCAAGGCAGUGGGCGAGGUGACUAAUUCAGAAGGUACGUGGGUGCAAAUGGAUAAGAACAGCAUGGUAGAAUUCUGUGAAAGUGAUGAAGGCGAGGCAUGGUCAUUAGCUAGAGACAGAGGUGGAAACCAGUACCUCCGACACGAAGAUGAGCAAGUCCUUCUAGAUCAAAAUGUUCAGACUCCUCCCCCAAGUCCUUUUUCAAUACAAGCUUUCAGUAAGGGAACAAGCUGUAGUAAUGGACAAGGGUUUGAUUAUGGCCUUGGAAAUAACAAAGGUGACCGAAUGAAUUUCACAGGAGCUGCUAGACCGAUUUCUCCAGCAGGAAAAUCAGACAUGUCAUCAAAACACAGGGCUGACUGCAGGUCACCCAAGCUUGAUGUCCGAAUUAACAGAGCUGCUGCUGACCAGAAGAAACCCAGGAAUACAGAAGGCUUAUCUGCCAGUGAGUCUCUCUUGCUGAAAUCAGAUGCUGCAAAAUUGCGGUCAGACUCUCACAGCAGGUCUUUGUCUCCAAAUCAUAACACUUUGCAAACACUAAAAACUGAUGGAAGAACAACUACUGGUCUGAGAGCUGAAUCUCCAGGGCCAGGAACCCGGUCGUCUUCUCCAAAGACAAAGACACUUACAACCGUUAGAUCUGGUGCUAGUUCUCCACGGUCCUCAUCACCCCAUGACAAAACUCUACCUCAGAAAGCCUCAUCCCCUGUGAAAACAAAGCUUGAUCCUCCUCGAGAACGCUCCAAAUCAGAUUCUUACACAUUAGAUCCAGACACCCUUCGCAAAAAGAAAGUACCUCUAACGGAACCCUUAAGGGGGAGGUCCACUUCACCCAAACCAAAAAUUAUUGCAAAAGAUGGAAAACCUGUUACAGAAACUGAAAAUAGAGCUCCUUCCCCUCAUGUCGUACAAGAAAAUCUUCACAGUGAGGUUGUUGAAGUAUGUACUUCAAGUACUUUAAAGACUAACAGCAUUACGGAUAGCACCUGUGAAGACAGCACAGAAUUCAGAAGUCUGGACGAUGGUUCUAAUAAAGUUCAUUUCAGCAUAGGAAAAGCACCACUGAAAGAUGAGCAAGACAUGAGAGCAUCUCCGAAAGUGAGCCGUAAAUGUGCUGGUAGGCACACAAGACCCAAAAAGGAAAAAUCCAGCUUUCUUUUCAAAGGAGAUGGCUCCAAGCCUGUAGAGCCUGCCAAGCAAGCAAUGUCACCUUCUGUUGCAGAAUGUGCUAGAGCUGUAUUUGCUGCGUUUCUUUGGCAUGAAGGGAUAGUUCAUGAUGCUAUGGCUUGUUCAUCUUUUUUGAAGUUUAAUCCAGACCUGUCCAAAGAGCAUGCACCAAUACGAAGCAGUCUCACUCAACAACCUGCAGAGGAAAAAGAAACGAAGUUGAAAAAUAGACAUUCAUUGGAAAUAUCAUCUGCUCUUAAUAUGUUCAACAUCUCACCUCAUGGACCAGAUAUAUCUAAAAUGGGGAGCAUCAAUAAAAACAAAGUCCUCUCAAUGUUAAAAGAGCCACCUCUGCAUGAAAAGUGUGAGGAUGGAAAAACUGAAACUACCUCCUUUGAAACAUCCAGUCAUCACACAAUGAAAUCGAAGUCUCCUCUUCCAUUAACACUGCAGCACCUGGUAGCUUUCUGGGAAGAUAUUUCUUUAGCAACUAUUAAAGCAGCUUCCCAAAACAUGAUUUUUCCAAGUCCUGGUUCUUGCGCAGUGUUGAAGAAGAAGGAAAGUGACAAAGAUAACAAGAAAACCAAAAAAGAGAAAAAGAAAAAAGAAAAGGUUGAGACUAGGCCGAGGGGAAAUCUUUUUGGCGAGAUGGCUCAGCUUGCAGUGGGAGGACCUGAAAAAGACACCAUCUGUGAGUUGUGUGGAGAAUCCCAUCCAUAUCCAGUGACCUACCACAUGAGACAAGCUCAUCCAGGUUGUGGCCGUUAUGCAGGUGGCCAAGGUUAUAAUAGCAUUGGGCACUUCUGUGGAGGAUGGGCUGGUAAUUGUGGUGAUGGUGGUAUCGGAGGAAGCACUUGGUAUUUGGUUUGCGAUCGAUGCAGAGAGAAAUAUCUCCGUGAAAAGCAAGCAGCAGCAAGAGAGAAGAUUAAACAAUCUAGGAGAAAACCAAUGCAAGUUAAGACUCCUCGUGCCUUGCCAACUAUGGAAGCUCAUCAAGUGAUUAAAGCCAAUGCACUGUAUUUACUGUCACUGAGUAGUGCUGCUGAGCCCAGUAUCCUUUGCUAUCACCCUGCAAAAGCAUUCCAGUCUCAACUUCCCAGUGUCAAAGAAGGAAUUUCUGAAGACUUUCCCAUUAAAAUGCCAUGUCUCUAUCUACAGACUUUAGCAAGGCAUCAUCAUGAAAAUUUUGUGGGGUACCAAGAUGACAACCUCUUCCAGGAUGAGAUGAGGUACCUGCGCUCAACUUCAGUACCUGCACCAUACAUCUCAGUUACUCCUGAUGCAAGCCCUAAUGUCUUUGAAGAGCCAGAGAGUAACAUGAAAUCCAUGCCCCCAAGUUUGGAAACCAGUCCAAUAACGGAUACAGAUCUUGCGAAGCGUACAGUCUUUCAAAGAUCAUAUUCAGUUGUUGCAUCAGAAUAUGACAAACAGCACUCAAUUUUGCCAGCACGUGUAAAGGCGAUCCCUAGGAGACGAGUCAACAGUGGAGAUGCAGAAGUGGGGUCCUCUCUCCUGAGACAUCCAUCUCCUGAACUUUCUCGGUUAAUCUCCGCCCACAGCUCUCUUUCCAAAGGAGAGAGAAAUUUCCAGUGGCCAGUAUUGGCAUUUGUAAUCCAGCAUCAUGAUCUGGAAGGACUUGAAAUAGCAAUGAAACAAGCCUUACGGAAAUCUGCUUGCCGAGUCUUUGCCAUGGAGGCUUUCAACUGGCUUCUUUGUAAUGUCAUUCAGACAACUUCUCUUCAUGAUAUUUUAUGGCAUUUUGUGGCUUCCCUGACUCCUGCACCUGUAGAACCUGAAGAAGAGGAGGAUGAAGAAAAUAAAUCAAAUAAAGAAAAUGCAGAACAAGAGAAAGACACAAGAGUAUGUGAACAUCCUCUGUCAGAUAUAGUGAUUGCUGGUGAAGCAGCUCACCCAUUACCCCACACUUUUCAUCGCCUCCUCCAGACAAUCUCUGAUCUUAUGAUGUCUCUUCCCAGUGGUAGUGCAUUACAGCAAAUGGCCUUAAGGUGCUGGAGUCUCAAAUUCAAACAAUCUGAUCACCAGUUCCUGCACCAGAGCAAUGUUUUUCAUCAUAUCAACAACAUUUUGUCUAAAUCUGAUGAUGGAGAUAGUGAAGAGAGUUUUAGUAUCAGUAUUCAGUCCGGUUUUGAAGUCAUGAAUCAGGAACUGUGUAUAGUGGUUUGUCUAAAAGACCUAACCAGCAUUGUUGACAUUAAAACUUCAAGCCGACCUGCCAUGAUUGGGAGCUUAACAGAUGGAUCUACAGAAACAUUCUGGGAGUCAGGAGAUGAAGAUAAAAACAAAACUAAAAACAUCACAAUUAACUGUGUAAAAGGAAUCAAUGCACGUUAUGUGUGUGUUCAUGUAGACAAUUCCAGAGAUCUUGGGAACAAAGUAACUUCAAUGACCUUCCUAACUGGCAAGGCAGUAGAAGAUCUCUGCAGAAUAAAGCAGGUAGACUUGGAUUCAAGACAUAUUGGCUGGGUAACAAGUGAGCUUCCUGGGGGUGAUAAUCACAUCAUCAAAAUUGAAUUGAAGGGUCCAGAGAACACGCUAAGAGUUCGACAAGUGAAAAUUCUUGGAUGGAAAGAUGGUGAAAGCAUUAAAAUAGCAGGCCAGAUUUCUGCAAGUGUAGCUCAACAAAGAAACUGUGAAUCUGAGACACUGCGAGUAUUCCGACUUAUUACAUCCCAGGUAUUUGGAAAACUCAUCUCUGGUGAUGCUGAGCCAACCCCAGAACAAGAAGAAAAAGCACUCUUGUCUUCCCCAGAAGGAGAAGAAAAAGUACACAAUGCAACAUCAGAUGCAGACCUGAAGGAGCACAUGGUAGGAAUCAUAUUCAGCCGGAGCAAAUUGACAAAUUUGCAGAAGCAGGUAUGUGCUCAUAUAGUCCAGGCCAUACGAAUGGAAGCAACCCGUGUGCGUGAAGAAUGGGAGCAUGCCAUCUCUAGCAAAGAGAACGCCAACUCACAGCCUAACGAUGAAGAUGCUUCUUCUGACGCUUAUUGCUUUGAGCUGCUGUCAAUGGUUCUGGCACUGAGCGGUUCCAAUGUAGGCCGGCAGUACCUGGCUCAGCAGCUGACUCUGCUCCAGGAUCUCUUCUCGUUACUACACACUGCUUCUCCCAGGGUGCAGAGACAGGUAACAUCGUUACUAAGACGUGUUUUGCCUGAGGUAACCCCUAGUCGCCUGGCUAGUAUUAUAGGAGUGAAGUCUCUUCCACCAGCAGAUAUAAGCGAUAUCAUUCACUCAACAGAAAAAGGAGACUGGAAUAAACUAGGUAUCUUAGACAUGUUUUUGGGAUGCAUUGCCAAAGCUCUCACUGUACAGCUAAAAGCCAAAGGAACCACUAUAACAGGGACAGCUGGCACUACGGCAGGCAAAGGAGUUACUACAGUCACACUUCCAAUGAUCUUCAAUUCCAGCUAUAUUCGGCGAGGUGAAAGCCACUGGUGGAUGAAGGGUUCAACACCUACCCAGAUUUCAGAGAUCAUUAUUAAACUCAUUAAAGACAUGGCAGCAGGUCAUCUGUCGGAAGCUUGGUCCCGUGUGACAAAGAAUGCUAUUGCUGAAACCAUCAUAGCUCUGACCAAAAUGGAAGAAGAAUACAGAUCACCAGUGAGGUGCAUUGCAACAACCAGAUUAUGGCUGGCCUUAGCAUCCCUCUGUGUACUUGAUCAGGAUCAUGUUGAUAGACUAUCCUCAGGAAGAUGGAUGGGAAAGGACGGCCAACAAAAGCAGAUGCCAAUGUGUGAUAACCAUGAUGAUGGUGAAACUGCAGCAAUCAUUUUAUGUAAUAUCUGUGGGAAUUUGUGUACAGAUUGUGACCGAUUCCUUCAUCUCCAUCGUCGAACAAAAACUCAUCAGAGACAGGUAUUCAAAGAAGAAGAAGAAGCUAUCAAAGUUGAUCUCCACGAGGGUUGCGGUAGGACCAAACUUUUCUGGCUGAUGGCAUUAGCAGAUUCGAAAACUAUGAAGGCUAUGGUGGAGUUUAGAGAACAGACAGGCAAACCGACCACCAGCAGUUCCGAAGCAUGUCGUUUCUGUGGGUGUAGGAGUGGAACGGAAUUAUCAGCAGUGGGAAGCGUUUGUUCUGAUACAGAUUGCCAGGAGUAUGCUAAAAUUGCCUGCAGCAAGACACACCCCUGCGGUCAUCCCUGUGGAGGCGUUAAGAACGAAGAGCACUGUUUGCCGUGCUUGCACGGCUGUGAUAAGAACGCUACAACUCUUAAACAAGAUGCUGAUGACAUGUGCAUGAUCUGCUUUACUGAAGCACUUUCGGCAGCACCAGCUAUCCAGCUGGACUGCAGCCACGUUUUCCAUUUGCAAUGCUGUCAGCGAGUACUAGAAAACAGAUGGCUUGGGCCAAGGAUAACUUUUGGGUUUAUGUCCUGUCCUAUUUGCAAGAACAAAAUCAAUCAUACAGUAUUAAAGGAUUUGCUUGAUCCAAUCAAAGAACUCUAUGAAGAUGUAAGGAGAAAAGCGCUGAUGAGAUUGGAGUACGAAGGGUUGCACAAGAGUGAGGCCAUCACAACACCAGGUGUUAGAUUUUACAAUGACCCAGCUGGCUAUGCUAUGAACAGAUAUGCUUAUUAUGUUUGCUACAAGUGCAAAAAGGCGUAUUUUGGUGGCGAAGCUCGUUGCGAUGCUGAGGCUGGGCAAGGAGAUGACUAUGAUCCAAGAGAGCUUAUUUGUGGUGCAUGCUCCGAUGUUUCAAGGGCUCAGAUGUGUCCCAAACACGGUACAGAUUUCUUGGAAUACAAAUGCCGCUACUGCUGUUCAGUUGCUGUCUUUUUCUGUUUUGGGACAACGCAUUUUUGCAAUGCUUGCCAUGAUGAUUUCCAAAGAAUGACAAGCAUCCCUAAAGAAGAACUCCCACACUGUCCCGCAGGUCCCAAAGGUAAACAACUUGAAGGAACAGAAUGUCCACUUCAUGUUGUCCAUCCACCCACUGGUGAAGAAUUUGCUCUGGGUUGUGGGGUUUGCAGAAAUGCUCACACUUUUUAGACUAGCAGGUUUCUUACCCGAGCAAAACAGGUGCCCUCAUCCCUCAAGUGUCCUGAAAAUAAAGCCUAGCUGGGAUGAGGAUGGGACCAUUUCAUAACCCAGGUAAAAGGAACAAUUUACAGUGCAAGAAGGAUGCCAAAUACCAUGUACAUAAUUCUUGCUGUGAGAUAUUGACAUUUUUUUGAACCGAGACAUCAAAACUUGUGAGGUGUUUGCAUGUGGCCAUUACAGUCAUCGGCUAGGAAACAUUGGACAUUUACAAAUAAAUAAUUGCUGUUAAAGGAUCUGUGUGUCUGUGGACUAUGAAUGAUGCUGGCUUUCAGGAGAAAGAAAAAAAAAUAUUGAUUAUUGUAUACUGACUUUUUGUAAUCUUGUACAAUUGUAACGCAUCACAAGUGGGGAUGGGAAAGAGGAAUAUUCUGGUUUAUUUCCUAGACUGUUAUUAAAAAAAAAAUUGUGUUAGGAAGGCAUAAAUGUAUCAAGUAUCACGCUGUAUAUAAAGGUAUCAAUGUUUGUCCUGUAUAAGAAUUAUGAAAUUACAACAGCAGUUUCAUUUAAACUUCUGGGUUAUGUUUGAGCCUGAAAUUUUAAUGAAGUGCAAUACUGAGUGUGCCUCAUAUCUUGCAGCUGUAAACAUAAUGGAAUGUACAUGUCAAUAAAGCCACUGUACAUUUUUAUACAGUGAAAGUCUAAUUAAUGUGUAAGCCUCCA
Messenger RNA from Phalacrocorax carbo (great cormorant), 15194 nucleotides. Lineage: Eukaryota; Metazoa; Chordata; Aves; Suliformes; Phalacrocoracidae. The record is from RefSeq and is a predicted model, not a curated record.